Molecule: messenger RNA, 3677 nt
Organism: Dicentrarchus labrax (European seabass)
Lineage: Eukaryota; Metazoa; Chordata; Actinopteri; Moronidae
Product: P2X purinoceptor 5-like
Exons: 12
Coding region: 61-1272 (403 amino acids)
Biological process (GO): response to ATP; monoatomic cation transmembrane transport
Cellular component (GO): nuclear inner membrane; plasma membrane
Molecular function (GO): extracellularly ATP-gated monoatomic cation channel activity; purinergic nucleotide receptor activity
Source: RefSeq, a predicted model, not a curated record
UGGGCUGUGCUGAAGUGUGACUGGACCGCAACAAGUCAAGUGUCUGCAGGCAGCUGCAGGAUGGCCGGGAGCUUCUGCAAAGGACGCUUCUUCUCCUUAUUCGACUACAAAACGGAAAAAUAUAUUGUAGCCAAAAAUAAGAAAGUUGGGGUUUUGUACAGACUUUUUCAGUUAUUUGUCUUCGGAUACAUUAUAGGGUGGGUUUUCAUAAGCAAGAAAGGCUACCAGGAAACAGACGAAGCCAUCCAGAGUUCUGUCAUAACAAAACUAAAAGGAGUCUCAAUAACCAACACUACUGAGUCAGGUCUGCUGGUGUGGGGACCGGAGGACUACGUUAUCCCACCACAGGGUGAAGCUGUUCUGUUUGUUGUAACCAAUUUCUUUGAGACGCCAAACCAGAAGUUGGGAUACUGUGCUGAGAGCCCCAAAGUGCUGGAUGGCCACUGCCGAGAUGACAAGGACUGUAAAAAAGGAAAGAUGGUAGUGGCUGGUCACGGAGGUAUGAGUGGCAGAUGCUUAAGAAAAGAUGAAAACUCCACUGGUACCUGUGAAAUCUAUGGCUGGUGUCCCAUUGAAAAAACAAACAGACCACAGAGGCCUCUGCUGACUAACGCUGAAAACUUCACCAUCUACAUCAAGAAUUUCAUCAAAUUUCCUAAAUUCGGAUUUUCAAAGUCCAACGUCCUUCAAACGACUGAUGAAUCCUAUUUGAGGAAGUGCAGAUACAAUGAAGAGCUCCACCCCUACUGCCCCAUCUUCCGACUUGGAGACAUCACCAGGCGAGCUGGAUUCAAGUUCCAGGACAUGGACACAUUUGGCGGCUCCAUUGGCAUUAUGAUAGAGUGGGAUUGUGAUCUUGACAAAGGCGACUGCCAUCCACGGUACUACUUUACCCGCCUGGACAUCAGUGGCUGCAACAAGACCCUCACAACAGGGUUUAACUUCAGACACACUCGGUAUUUUAAAAAUGCUGCUGGUGAGAGCUAUAGAUCUCUAUUCAAAGUCUAUGGUGUCCGAUUUAACAUCAUGGUGUAUGGAAAGGCAGGGGCGUUCAGCAUCGUCUCAACAGCCAUCAGUUUAGCUGGAGGACUGGCUUUGUUGGGUGCUGGAGCUUUCUUCUGUGACCUGGUCCUUCUCUACCUGAUAAAGAAGGGCGAAGCUUAUCGAGAGAGGAAGUUUGAAGGAUCCAGUCUGAAUCUGAACCAAACAAAUAAACAGAAAUCAACACAUGAAGACAACUGUGUGGAAGAUGGAGAGGAGAGGGAGGAGUAGCAGUAACAUGUCCUUGAUGGUUAAAGAUAAAUAUAAUAUAAAAAGGAUAUAUCUCAGCAGUACAGUAUAACUUAUGCUGUACUGGUUUGGAGCUCCUGUAGGAUGAGCCGUCAUCUUGGAAAAAAAAGUCUGUGGUUGAUACUUGAUACUGACUAUUUGUCAGUUAUAAGAUGCUUCUAUAUUCUGCCUUUGUAACAACUACAUUUUUUUUGUAACUUAAAAACAAUAGUUCAAAAGAAUCAUGAAGAGAUAUUCCAUUGACUUUAUACCAGGUUUAACCAUAAAAUGAUUGUGUUUUAGCAACAUUGCAACAUGCAGACCACUUUUUACGGAGCCCCUAAAGGGACAUGGGAAAAAUAAAAUAAAAUGUAACGUUUCUGUGCUCAUGAGAUACUAUCUCGAGAUACAGGCACAGCCUUAAGCCUGAUAGUCAUUUGUCCUCCUUUUGAGAAAAUAACAAAAAAGGUCCGCCUUUUGACACACUACCUUGUUAGUUUAAUACUUAUUGGCUAAAAAUGUGUGUCAAAAUAAGUAAUUUCAUUGGUUACAUUUUCGUGUUGCAACCUAUCAACACAUGGCUAAUUUUAAUAUUCAAAUGAGCCAUGUGUUGAUUGCCCACAACACCCUUCAUGAGCAGUUGCUACCACCAGGCUGUUAAUCAAGCUCUCAGCUACAGAGAACAUAAUGUCAGUUGUUGGUUGUACAAAUAUGGACUUUUAUUGUUGAAUCUCUCCAAAUUAUAGAAUAUAAUAAUUAUUAAAUACAGUAUAUUCUCAGCAUUAUGGUAAUUGCGGAGAAACAGCUUAUUCACUUCCAGUUUUCAAAAUAAAGGUAACCUAAAUUUAAAAUAAAAUAUGUUAGAUUAAAGUGUUUCAUGUGACCAUGAUGAAUAAAAAACAUACUUAAUAUCAAGCAUUUUUACUAAACCAACUUGGAGAAAUUCAACAAUAAAAGUCCAUAUUUGUACAACCAACAACCGACUUUAGCCAACCUUACAAGAGCUUGAUUGACAGCCUUGUUUGUUAUUUUCUCAAAAGGAGGACAAAUGAGCGUCCAGCUUAAGGCUGCACCUGUAUCUGUGAGCACGAGAAAGUAAAUUGUGAGCACAAGAUACUUUUUUACUUACCCCCCAUGUCCCUUUAGGGGCUCUGUAACUUUUACUUUUCAUGUUGUUGUAUAAUGUUUUAAUGGACCAGUGUAACAUUUAGUGGCAUCUAGUGGUAGGAUUGCAGAUUGCAACCAACUGAAACAAACUCACAAAUUCCCUAUCUACAGCCAGUGUUUGGUUUGUCCUUUCUAAGCUACUGUAGAAACAUAGCGGUUCAACAUGUAGACCUCCAUGGAAGAGGACAAACUCCCUUUGCAGUUGAUUGAUUAUACAAUAAUGAAAACACACCUAUGAAUAUUAUAUUCCAUUUCUGGGAAUAGAUCCUCCUAAAUGUUACACACUGAACCUUUAACUGUUUUUUUAACAGGUUUGUUUGUUUUUUUUAUCUUUUUUUUGUAUUUAAUGACUUUUGUGUUGUUGUUUGUUUUAAAUGUAUGUGAAGCAAUAUUCAUAAUUAGCAAGAUAUUGGCGUCACCCAGAUAGCUCACCUCGUAGAGCUGGCGCCCCAUGUACCAAAAAGAUACAUGAAUUCUGAUCAUAUUAUUUUGACCACGCCCUUUUCCCUUCUUGAUUUGGUUCGUGGUCAGAUUUGAAGAAGUGUCUGCAUUAAAAAAACAAGUUUAUUUUUAAGGAACCAACUUUCUUUAUGGUCAUUACGGUGUACUGCUUUAGGGUUGUAAUUCUGAUUGCUGAUUGGAUAAAAGGACACUUUUAUAGGUCACAUUUGGAUGCUUUACCUUAAAGAUGAAACAGGAACUCUGAUACACUGACGAUUGGGAGGUUUAUUUUGACAGCACUAUCUGCUUUGAUACUGUAUAUAUUGAAUUUAAACAACAUUGUUUAGAAUGCCUACACGGAGACCUCUCAGUGUUUAUGUCACGUAUCUCUGACGUGGUUCUCUGCCUUCCUCUGAGAGGAAGACUCAUUCAUGAUGACUCUCAUUAAACUAUCAGAGGCCAAAGGAUAACGUGCUAGGCUUCUUAGUCACUCUAGCAGAGUGACUCUAGGGACUUUUCUAAAUCAAGACAGAUCAAAUACGCAGUGAACCAGAGUACCUGGACAAACACACACAAACACACUUACACACACAAAGGGGAGAACAUGCAAACUCUCCACAGAAACCUAUUUUUCUUAGUAAUUGCAUUGUUUACUGCUUAUUUGUAAUGACUAAGAAUUCCUAUCAAUGGAAUAUACCUCAUACAUGAAUCCCGCAAAAUGUGCCAGUUUUCCUCCAACAUCAGAUGUUUUGUUGUGUAUAUUUUGUUGUAAAUUUUCAAAUAAACAUUUUACUACAGAA